UGGAGCAGGUUGUAUGCGGGAUGUCGGGGUGUUUGGGCAAGCUUGAAUACAAAAGCGGUCAACAGGAGACAACUGAACCCAACCAACCACCUCACAAAAAACAUCACUCACUUCCACAAUGACCAACCCUUCCUACACCCAUCCACCAACAGCCCCAGCAGCCUACGAUCCAGCGGCAGAUAUCAUCCCUGUAGAGCAGAAUGACAUCAUCAGACUCAAGAUCUUCGUUCCGUUGGCCACCUUGACUGCCAUGUUUUCUAAUCUUGUAUGCGCCUUGCUCAUCGAGCCUUCAAUGGGCGACAUCAAUGAUCGGUAUUACACCUUACUCACUCCCAGUAAGAUCCUCGUCGGAUUCUACUGGUUGGUCAUCUUUGCCUGUCAAUUCGGUAUGGCCUUCAUGGUCGUUUGCACUUCCAAUCAACGCUAUCGAACCGAAGAAACAAAGCAGACCUUUGUCCAUGCAAUCGGAAUGACCUAUGUCGUCGCUCUGUUUGGUUUCGCUCUUUGGCCCAUCUUCUGGGCAGCAGAACUUUUCGUUGUGUCGACUGCGCUUCUUCUCGUGGUGUUUCUUUUGAUGACCUAUACACUUCACUCGAUCUGGAGACACUCGCCGCCCUCCUUCACCUCCAAGCCUUUCAGUUUUAUCUUUAUCUACAUUCCCGUCCAGCUCUUUCAGACCAUCCUAUUCACUGUCGAUCUUCCUCAAUCUAUCCUCAUCUCCUUAAAAUGGUACCGAUCACCGAUUGACAACACCUGGGAAAGGCAUUUUUCGACUCAUGCUUGGAUCAUAUUCGGCGUCGUUUUAUUGAUUGGGCUUGCCAACGCCUUAGCAGUCUACCGUGCCAAGGAUUUGGUUCGCAUGCUUGCGGUCGUCUAUUUAUCGAUCGGUCUGCUGAUCAACAGCAAGGGAACCCUCCAGAAAGUGGCAGAUGCACCCCAAGUAAUCACUGCUCUGAUUGCCGGCGCUGCCGCAUGUGUGGUUUGCUUCAUAGCGAGUUUUGUUGAAUUCGGAUCUGGAAGAAACAGAAUCAUUCUCCUGGACGAAGACGAGCGUGAAGAGGAGCCUCUAAGGAGAUAAUUCUGUUCAAUUCCAAUUCCUCUUCAAAACUGGACAUCAAAAACCAUAGCAUUCCUGCCGCUUCGCUUUGAAUCUAUUCAGCCUAUUCAUUGGUGUCUUGACGUCUCUUUGAAGCAUUUGUACCACUAUAGACAUCGAUUCGUAUUACAUCAUCCAGCCUCCUACCCCCUCCACAAAACAACAUUUAGGUACAUAUGAUUUCUGGAUUGUUUGGUUUAUUUGCUAUUGUUAUGACCUUUCACUCUCAUCUGAUCAGCCAGCUUUAUCUCUCAUAUUAGCAUGCUCUUUUAUGCACUCAUCAACCCUAUUUGUCUAACUGUAAGCUCAUAUUAUGCACAACUCCUUUCUUUCCAUCACACAAAAAAAGGGUGUAAGAAAGCAACCAGCCAUGAGAUUUCAGAUUAUGAAUGCUCAUAAUUUCAACUGCUAAUCG
This is a messenger RNA of Puccinia graminis f. sp. tritici CRL 75-36-700-3, 1511 nucleotides long. RefSeq lists its product as uncharacterized. The transcript has 5 exons. NCBI's taxonomy places the organism in Eukaryota, Fungi, Basidiomycota, Pucciniomycetes, Pucciniales, Pucciniaceae. The record is from RefSeq and is a predicted model, not a curated record. The coding region runs from base 119 to 1078 and encodes 319 amino acids.